AUGUACAGCGAUGACUCAGCCGCAUCCGAGGUGGAGUCUGAAGUGGAGGAUGCUUACGGCGACGACGGCAGCGGUGAAGUCGCCAGCGAGAUUGCCGAGAGCGGUGAUGUCCACGAGCUGGCACCGGUGUUGAAGCAGCAGCCAAAGCAGCAGAGCAAAUCUAUAGACUCGGACGUGUACGAUGAAGACAAUGAUGGCUACAGUGCUGAAGACUUCGAAGACGACUUUGAAGAGUACGACGAGGAAACGUCUUCCAUCCAGCCCCCUCCACCAGCCCCAGUUACCAAGGGACCGUCGCCAACUCGCUCAGUCAUAAGCAACACUCGCCGCUCGGUAGUAGCAUCUGAUGAUGCGCCGGGAUACGACUACGAGUAUGGUGAAGCCUCGUUCGAAGAAGAAAGCUGUCGCUCGCAGAGUCAACGCAGCUUGAGUCCAAGUAAUCGCGUCGUGGAUCUCUCGGUUCGUUCGGCAUCGCCUUCAUUCCGCCCAGCACAACCACCACCAGAAAGCAGCAACGACUUCGUACAAACCACUUCUGUGGAAGCUCACUCACCUGUAGCAGGUGCCAAGGCUUCUUCGAGACCCACUCCGCAAGUGCUUGCAUCGGUUGCCGAAGAAGAAGCUGAGGCUUAUGCUGCUAUGCAAAGCAAACAGUUUUCGUUGCUGCUACGUAAAAUGGAGAGCAAGUUCGAGGACGAGGUCGAGGAGCUCCGCGAGAAGAAUGCGUUGCUCACGUGGAAGGAGCGAGAGCUUAAGGCAUCGCUGCGUCGAGCCAAGGAGGAACUCACUAUGCGCAAGGCACGCAUCGAAAAAAAGCGCCGACGUGCUGCUGACAGACGGCGGGAACACGAGCGAGCAGCAGAGCGUGUGCAGCAGGAACUCGCGGCUGCUCAGUCUUCCAUAGUCGAGCGUGAUUGCCGCAUCGAGGGACUGCAAAACGAGCUUGUCGAGUUACGAGGAAUGCUGCAAAAUGUGGAGCGGGAGAAGCACGAGGCGGAUGGGCGGAAUAUGAUACUAGCAGAAAAGCUUCAAGCAGCACUCGGAGACUUUCAUCAGCUUACAUGCAGCUUCGAAGGCGCAGUCAACGCCAAGUUGGUCUGUGAGCAACGUAUUGAAGAACUGAAAGGGAUGCAUCGAGUACAACUUGAAAUCAUAGAGCACAAAUGUCAAGUUGACGUGGACGCUGCGCGUCGAGCAUUUGCCGAGGAGGUUGCAUCCCGCGCAGCUGAACGACAAACGCUACCGGAAGUUCACAAACGUGUUGUGGAAGCGGAGAAAGAGCGCUACGAGAAGCUGGAGGCUGCUCUGAAUAAGCAGAUGCGUGAGCUGGAGUCUCGUGCGGCGCAGGAUGCUUUGACGCACGCUGCAGAACUUGCACGGGCUACUGAAGUGAAGCACCAGGCUGAACAGCGAGCAGAGCGCCGGAUACAGGACGAGGUUGAUCGGAUUGCACGCGAGCGCGAAGCUGUGGAUGAGCAACGGCGCGAGCUGCUGGCAUCAAUGGCCCGCACGAACGUGCGCUUCGAUGAGGAACGAGGCAAAAUGGAAGCGCGGAGUUGUGAGCUUGAUGCACGAAGGUCUGAGCUCGCAGAUGAGCGUGCUGAGCUCGAGGCUCGUAUUAUAUACGUCGAGCAACGCACACGGCGUUUAGAGGAGGACGAGGCUCUAGUCGAGAGGCGACGCACAGAGCUGGCCGCUGUCGGGCGAGAAACGUUGGAGCGGUCGCAUGCUCUCGCACGGCGUGCACAGGAGUUAGCCGACGCCAUCGCAGAGCGCGACAAGUUGCGCACACUCGUGAAGGUUCUAACGGAGCGCUCAGAGCGGAGUGAGCAGCGUGCAAUGAUGCUGGAGCAGGACUGCGAGAAGCUGGAGAUGGCGGCGCAGGCGCUUCAGCAGGAGCGAUUGCUGGUUGCCAAGCAGCGCCUGCAAUCGCGCUACUUCUUGGACGGCGCGCGCAAGCUCGAGAGCAUGUUGCAUCAGAAGCACUGCGCCAUGGAGGCGGCGGACAAGUACCCCCCAUCCAAGAGCGUCUUCUACGCUAGCAAUCAGCACGAACACCAUCAAUGA
Molecule: messenger RNA, 2067 nt
Organism: Phytophthora nicotianae INRA-310
Lineage: Eukaryota; Oomycota; Peronosporomycetes; Peronosporales; Peronosporaceae
Exons: 2
Coding region: 1-2067 (688 amino acids)
Source: RefSeq, a predicted model, not a curated record